AUGCCGACCAAGGAGCCCGUUGUGGCUGCGAAAACGCAGCGGCGGCGGAAGGCACCUACACUGCGAGAACAUGACUGGGAGCCACUGAAGACGAGAAUUGUCGAGCUGCAUGUUAAGAGAAACAUGUCGCUGCCAGACGUGAGGGCACUCAUGCAAAGAGAACGUGGAUUUGAAGCCACUCUGCGACAGUACAGAAGUCGAAUCUCGCACUGGGGGCUCGACAAGAAUAUCAAGACUAAAGAGAUGAACUUCAUUGCCCGGAAGUACUAUCAACGACGAGAAGGUUCAGGGUCAAGAUCCAUGUAUACCUUUCGUGUCCGCGGCAAGAUUGUUCCCCCGGCCAAGAUCCAUCGAUGGGCAGAACGGAGUAGUACAAGGCCCAUUACCGGGGAGAACGAUGCCAACGCGAGUGAUGAAACGAUUCGGGACCGCCUUGCAAGUCUUGUACGCUACAGGCAACCCUCCGUCAAAGACUCUCCAGUCAAUUCUCUUCGAGACCUUUACCGCCAGCAAGAUCUGUCCAGCCUGCUGGGAUCUCUAGAAAUUGACGAUGUGCUGGUCGGCCCGUAUGUCGCGGAUGCUCAGAAUGACGACACAAACGGGCUCGACAGUGCCGGAGUGGCUUCUGAUUUGCACACAUCAGUUACGGGCGCCUUGAUUGACUUCGAACUUGCCCAGAAAGCCGAGGAGCACAGGUCUUCCCGAGAACUUACGCCACUGGUCCAUCUUUUCUUCGAGCACGCCCAUCACUUUGUUCCAGUGCUCGACAAGCAAGACUUCUUACAGCGAUGGGAUCUGGACAGAGAAUCAAUCCCCAUGCCGACGCGCAGCGCCGUUUUCAGUCUUGCAGAAGCACUCAAUGAUGCGCCCGAAAAUGCUCUCAAGUGGUUUUGUCUUGCAAGAGGGCAACUGUCUCCGUCUCUCCACUCACCCAACCUCGCCACUCUGCAGGCUCUCCUGAUUCUUCUCAAAGUUAAAGAGUCCAUGAAGAAGGAGAACUACUAUUACGACUCGUGGCUAGGAGUUUCUAGGUGUAUUCAAAUAGCUCACAGUCUUCAAUUGAGCCGUCACACUAGUCAUCAAGCACCAGGCGUCUGCGAUUCUGGUGCCGCAAAGUGCCGGCUCAUGCGACGAGUUUGGCAGACUAUCUACGUGGUUGAAGUCAUGAUCAGCUACCCAAACGCAUACUCAGCUCUCACGGUACCUGUUGGAACGGUGGAUUUUUCAUUGGGCUUGAAUGAAGACGGCUUCCAUUCGGCAACAAAGGAAGAAUUCCAGUUUACGCAACUAGCGCUUCUUGCUGCCCUGACAUCGUCGGAUGCGAGGUUGAAUUCUGGCGCUGCCGACUAUCUCAACCGACAGAUGCGGCUUUUAGAAAGCUGUCAAGAAUUGUGGCCAUCACCCGAGCUCACUUCGCAGGUCAAUAAGCUCCGCGAAUUGCUUUCUGAAGGUGCACCCCGAGCUUUUUGGUUGAGCGAGCCUCUAAAUAACGAUUCAGAAACCGUUACCUACACCCAGGGCCUUGUGAGCGACUGGUUGGGGCCGGAAGACAUAGAUGGCAACGACGUAAACUCGUGGAUUGACGCUUUUCUCUGA
Messenger RNA from Cordyceps militaris CM01, 1596 nucleotides. Its product is annotated as C6 finger domain protein, putative. The record is from RefSeq and is a predicted model, not a curated record. Gene Ontology annotation, biological process: DNA-templated transcription. NCBI's taxonomy places the organism in Eukaryota, Fungi, Ascomycota, Sordariomycetes, Hypocreales, Cordycipitaceae. Bases 1 to 1596 code for a protein of 531 amino acids. Gene Ontology annotation, molecular function: DNA binding; zinc ion binding. The transcript is spliced from 7 exons.